Coniophora puteana RWD-64-598 SS2 is the source of this 2172-nucleotide messenger RNA. Its product is annotated as signal recognition particle binding protein. Gene Ontology annotation, molecular function: signal recognition particle binding; GTPase activity; ATP hydrolysis activity. Gene Ontology annotation, biological process: SRP-dependent cotranslational protein targeting to membrane. The transcript is spliced from 12 exons. The record is from RefSeq and is a predicted model, not a curated record. Bases 1 to 1992 code for a protein of 663 amino acids. NCBI's taxonomy places the organism in Eukaryota, Fungi, Basidiomycota, Agaricomycetes, Boletales, Coniophoraceae. Gene Ontology annotation, cellular component: signal recognition particle receptor complex; endoplasmic reticulum membrane.
AUGUUGGAUCACUGUUCUAUCUCACACAAAGGUGGUUUCGUGCUCUGGUCGCGAUCGUUCACACCCGAGGUGGCCCAAACCGCUUCAUCUUCCUCCUCGCCAGUCAAUUCCCUCAUCCGCGACGCUCUCAUUGAAGGUCGCAACGCCGAUGACAAGUACGACAAGGAUGGAUAUACCGUCAAAUGGACAUUUGUCAACGACCUCGAGUUGAUCUUCGUUGUGGCAUACCAGCGUAUCUUGCAACUGACCUACGUGGAGGACCUUUUGGCAGCAAUAAAAACUCUAUUUAUGAAGCUCUAUGAACCUUUCCUGACCACUUUCGUCGAGUCCGUCCACGCUAUCAGCAACGGCAAGGUUGCUGGCAAGGAUUCCGCAGUAUCCUGGAACUUUGCAGAGGCGUUCAAAAAUUGGGACACCGUGUUUGACAAGUUGCUCAGAAACUUUGAGGAGAAAGCCGCUCAAGAGCGCAAAUCUCGAUAUCGGACAGCGGCCCCCAAGGCUCUGGUCUCGGACUCCACCCCUCCUUCUGACGAUGCUAGCACCAUACCUUCUGCUGCCCUUCCCCAAGAUGAGCAGGCAAUAGCUAGAACCCAUCAGGCGCUGAAAAGUCGGUUACGUGCACGAGGCGGUGCCCGUGGUGGUAGGAGAGGGGUGGCCAGGAUGGACUCUGAAAGCGGGAGGGACAGCGUUCACAGCUCCGACACGGAGACUGGCAAGAAGAAGACCAAGACGAAGGUGCAGCGCAAGUGGGGUGAUCAAGUGCCCACAGAGGAGGACAUGGCUUCUCUAGACUUCAGCUCAGAUAAGCCAAAUGACGCCGGGAACAUUGGCUCCCAUGACCUGCAGGCGCUCGUUGACCAGGCGUCCCUGGGAACUAGGACCAACGACGGUCUCUACGAAGUCAAAGAUUGGGAGUUCGACUCUCAAACGGACGAAGCAGACGAUGUCAUCGCUCGUACCAUGGGUUCUCAGGUUGCUGAGCAAUCUAAGGGCUCGCUGGGCGCACUGGGAUCGUUCUUUGCCCGUUUUACUGGCUCUAAAGUCCUUACUGAGGAAGACUUGAAGCCAGCGCUGGAGGGCAUGAAACAGCAUUUGAUGAAGAAAAACGUUGCGAAAAACAUUGCCGAUAAGGUUUGCGAAGGAGUGGGAGAAAGUUUGGUUGGCAAGAAACUCGGCUUCCAAACCACGGGCAACGCUGUUCGAACUGCUCUCUCGACGUCCAUUACACGUAUUCUCACUCCAAAGACUUCGACGGACCUCCUGCUCUCCAUUCGCACGAAGCUGUCCACGCCAGUGCCAUCAGCGCAGCAGAGGAUGCCAUACAGCAUCACGUUCGUUGGUGUCAAUGGCGUGGGCAAGAGCACGAAUCUGUCCAAGGUCUGUUUCUGGCUGAUUCAGAACGGAUUCCGAGUCCUUAUCGCUGCUUGCGACACCUUCCGGAGUGGCGCCGUUGAACAGCUCCGUGUCCAUGUCCGUAACCUGGGGAUGCUUGGCGUCAAUGGCGCGACGAACAGCAAAGGGCGCGUUGAGCUCUUCGAGCGGGGGUACGGAAAGGAUGCAGCUGGGAUCGCGAAGGAAGCCAUCGCAUAUGGAAAAGAUAAUGACUUCGAUGUCGUGCUGAUCGACACUGCUGGUAGGAUGCAAGACAACGAGCCGCUCAUGCGCGCUCUUGCCAAGCUCGUGGCAGUAAACAACCCCGACAGGAUUAUCUUCGUCGGCGAGGCACUGGUCGGAAACGAAGCAGUCGACCAGCUCACCAAGUUUGACCGUGCCCUUCGUGAUUUCUCGUCUGCCUCAGGGGCAGGCAAGGGGCGCGGGAUUGACGGUAUGCUCGUCACGAAAUGGGAUACCGUCGAUGACAAGGUUGGAGCUGCUCUGUCGAUGACAUAUGUGACUGGCCAACCUAUCUUCUUUGUGGGCUGUGGGCAGACGUACACCGACCUCAGACAGCUGAGAGUAGGGAAUGUGGUCAAGGCAAUCCUCAGCGACUGAUUUCGCCCUAUGUAUGUGCCAAUUGUUGUGCUUGGGAGGAUUUCUAGAGUAAAGAACGGAUCAACAAAUGGACAAUGCUGAAUCCUAUAAUGUAUACGCAGUGGUGCUGUCAGGUGCUGAUCACCUUUUCUUCUAUGUAACUGCAAUUGGCAUGAUGUGCUAGCUGUCCCGUUAGCUUCG